Molecule: messenger RNA, 957 nt
Organism: Vigna umbellata (rice bean)
Lineage: Eukaryota; Viridiplantae; Streptophyta; Magnoliopsida; Fabales; Fabaceae
Source: RefSeq, a predicted model, not a curated record
AUGGAUCUGGCUCGCAAGUAUGCUUUUGGAAAGAUGCUUGUAAUUGGAUCACAAGCACCAUUUAAGGUGAAGGGGUUGUGGCUUUUCCGCGGACAAGAGAUUCCACAAUUUGUGAUUGACGAGUGUUAUGAUAUGGAGCUGUACAAGUGGACCAAGAUGGCAAAAAGGAAGAGUUCAACAUGGAGAAGGUUGAUGUUGUUUGUGUUUGGAUUGAAUAUGAUGGAGAGCAUGUUUUUUGGUUUCUCUGCAUCAAUAGAUAAGAGGAAAGCAAGUGCUCAUUAUAUUCUGGGGUGGAGUUUUGCGUUGAAUGGGGUUGCCCCUCCAUUAGAUUAUGCACUACUUCCAAAGCCACCACCAAAGGAGAAACACUCACAGUCUUUUCCUUGGAUCAAGGUUAUAAUUGGCAUGUUGUCUGCUUUGACAUUUAUCUUGUUGUGCCUUUUUCUUUAUGUGACACUCUAUAAGAGAUACAUGGUAUUUGAAACUCUUGAGGACUGGGAAAUGGAUUGUCCUCACAGGUUCAGAUACAGAGAUCUUCACCUAGCAACAAAGGGGUUCGUAGAGAGCCAACUAAUUGGAGUUGGAGGCUUUGGUUCUGUGUACAAAGGGGUGUUACCCAGAACAGGAACUGAGGUUGCUGUUAAAAGGAUCCUGAGAACUCCAGCCAAAGGAAUGAGGGAAUUUGCAGCUGAGAUUGAAAGCUUAGGAAGAUUGAGGCACAAGAAUUUGGUGAACCUUCAAGGGUGGUGCAAGCACAAGAAUGAUCUCCUUUUGGUUUAUGAUUACAUUCCAAAUGAGAGCCUUGACUCUCUCCUAUUCAGCAGAAGCUUUGUUUUGGAUUGGGAUCAAAGAUUCAGAAUUCUCAAAGGUGUAGGUGCUGGGCUGUUGUAUCUGCAUGAAGAAUGGGAGCAAGUGGUGAUCCAUAAAGAUGUGAAAUCUAGCAAUAUUAGUGCUUGA